AUGCGCUCAGCACCAAACAUCAUCAUCACCGGCACGCCCGGGGUCGGCAAGACAACGCACAGCGAGAUCCUCGCCGAAAGGACGGGCCUGCGCCAUCUCUCGGUAAACCAAGUGGUCAAGGACAAGGAAUGCCACGAGGGCUGGAGCGACGAAUAUCAGAGCUGGAUCGUGGACGAGGACAAGCUUCUGGAUGUCAUUGAAGACGAUGUCAAGGCAGGGGGCUGCAUAAUCGACUGGCACGCCUGCGACCUGUUCCCACGCAGCUGGAUCGAUCUCGUGGUGGUGCUGCGAGUUGAUUCCAAGACGCUGUACGACCGUCUUGAAGCCAGAAAUUACAAAGAGGCCAAGCUCCAGGAAAACCUGGACUCGGAAAUCAUGGAGGUGCUGCUGCAGGAAGCGCGCGAUGCGUUUGACGAGGAGAUUGUGGUCGAGCUCACGAGCAACAGCUCAGAAGAGAUGGAGUCCAACAUUGACCGCAUAGAGGCCUGGAUCAAGCAGUGGAAGACGGACCACGCCGACUGA
Molecule: messenger RNA, 522 nt
Organism: Trichoderma citrinoviride
Lineage: Eukaryota; Fungi; Ascomycota; Sordariomycetes; Hypocreales; Hypocreaceae
Product: P-loop containing nucleoside triphosphate hydrolase protein
Exons: 3
Coding region: 1-522 (173 amino acids)
Cellular component (GO): cytoplasm; nucleus
Molecular function (GO): ATP binding; ATP hydrolysis activity; AMP kinase activity
Source: RefSeq, a predicted model, not a curated record